Tripterygium wilfordii is the source of this 1943-nucleotide messenger RNA. RefSeq lists its product as uncharacterized. Bases 263 to 1708 code for a protein of 481 amino acids. Lineage: Eukaryota; Viridiplantae; Streptophyta; Magnoliopsida; Celastrales; Celastraceae. The record is from RefSeq and is a predicted model, not a curated record. The transcript has 5 exons.
UACAGCAAAAAAUCAAAUCAUGCGUCGUUUUGAUAGGUGCUUUUGCUUUUAACUUUCUCUGCUACUUACAGAUCUUCUUCACUCACUCUCUGUAGUUCUUCCAUAGCUUCGCGACGACGUACACAGCCACUCAUCCAUAAUCGAGGAUACAGCACUUUCAGGCCACUCACAGUCACUCGUACAAAGACCGUUUUGAAUCUCUUUCACUUACUGUGAGUGGUUGUCGGUGUGUGGUCUCUCUUGUCUUUCUUCAAGAAGCUUGAUGGGUUCAAGAUACCCAUCCCAUCAGCUCAGUAAUGGCCUUUUUGUAUCUGGCCGCCCUGAGCAGCCAAAAGAAAAGACUCCAACAAUGAGCUCAACCGUCAUGCCUUACACUGGUGGGGAUAUUAAGAAGUCCGGAGAACUUGGAAAAAUGUUCGAUAUUCCCACUGAUGGCUCUAGGUCUAGGAAAUCUGGUCCUCUAACUGGUGCGCCUUCAAGAACCGGAUCUUUUGGAGGUGCUGGUUCACAGUCAGGGUCAAUGAUGCCUAAUGCUGCUCCCCGUGCUGGCUAUACAUCGGGUUCUUUAUCAUCUGGAGGCUUGCCAACUGCCUCAUUGAAGAAGUCAAAUUCUGGGCCACUGAAUAAACAUGGGGAGCCCAUAAAGAAGACAUCUGGCCCUCAAUCUGGUGGAGUGAGUCAGCAAAACUCUGGCAAUCUGCUACGUGUUUUAGCUGGAACUGGUCUCAUUACAUCUGGGCCUGUUACGUCAGGGCCCUUGAAUUCAUCUGGGGCCCCUCGGAAGAUAUCUGGUUCUUUUGAUUCAACGACGUCAUUCAAAAUUAAGGGGUCAUCUAUUGCUCAAAACGCAGCUGUGACUACUAUUAGUCAAGAUGAUGACUAUUCUUUCUGGAGAAACUUCCCAAAGCCAGUAUUCUGGUCUGUCAUUCUGAUAUUUCUGAUGGGGUUCGUUGCUAGUGGUUUUAUUAUUGUAGCUGUCCACAACGCCAUCCUCCUCAUUGUAGUUGUGGUUCUUUUCGGCGCAGUUGCUUCAAUAUUCAUAUGGAAUGCAUGUCGGGGGGAGAGGGCAAUAAUAAAUUUUAUUGAUCGUUAUUCAGAUGUUGAUCUCAGAACGGCAAAAAAUGGACAAUAUGUGAAGGUCUCUGGGGUGGUCACAUGUGGUAAUGUUCCCCUUGAAUCAUCCUUCCAAAGAGUUCCUAGAUGCGUCUAUACAUCUACCUGGUUGUUCGAGUAUCGAGGAUGGGGUUCAAAACCUGCCAAUCCUGCUCAUCGUCAUUUUACAUGGGGGUUGAGAUCAUCAGAGAGGCAUGUCGUCGAUUUCUAUAUUUCGGAUUUCCAAUCUGGAUUGAGAGCAUUGGUUAAGUCUGGCAAUGGGGGAACAGUAACUCCUUUUGUAGACGACUCCUUUGUUGUUAAUAUCAAGCCAGAGAACAAAGAAUCAUCUCCUGAGUUCAUGAGGUGGUUGGGACAGAAAAGUCUUUCAAGUGAUGAUCGUAUAAUGCGGUUGAAAGAAGGGUACAUUAAGGAAGGCAGUACAAUUACUGUUAUGGGAGUCGUUCAGAGAAAUGAAAAUGUGCUUAUGAUUGUUCCUCCACCCGAGCCGUUAGCGACUGGAUGGCAGUGGAGCAGAUGUCUCUUUCCAACAAGGCUUGAUGGCAUUGUGUUGAGAUGUGAAGAUGCAUCAAAUGAUGAAGUUAUACCUGUGUAGUUAGUGACGGGAAAAUCCUGGCAUUUUCCUUCAUGGAAGUAUAUUGUGUUCCGCGGAGUACUGUUGAUGGUGAUAGAGGCUAUGGUCGUGGUUUUUUUUAGUGAUCAUAUUACCAUUGAUGGAUGGUUUUUUUGUUAAUUAUUUUUGUUAUAUUCUUUGUCUUCUUAAGUCUUAACUCAACUUAGUGUAUAGUUCUAAAAAUGCUUUAUUAUUAUUAUUAUUUAUUUUUGUUUCA